CUGAGAAGGGUUGAUCAAAAUGGAUUGUGUGGGAGUACAGAAAGUAUUUUUCAUCAAGAGUUGAUGUGUGAGUCUACAGCACCCCUUUAAUACUUGAAAAUUCUCGUGAGAAGAGAGCAGCGUUCUGAUUGGCUGAAAGUUUGUCGUUACUGUGUGCUGCUGUGGCGACGCUUUAAUUCGGCAUCGCUCUGAUUGGCUGAAAGUUCUUCUGUCGCCGCGUGCCUCAAGGCAUCAAAGGUUUCAUGAGUUUUUGCAUGCGAGACGUCUGAAUGAAGUUCGAGCGUCCAGAGGCGAGUCACGAGGAGGAUGUCCGCGUCCCCGAACUUGAGAGUAUCCGCGUCCCCGAACUUGAGAGUAUCAGACGGAGAUCGGACCAUGGAGCAGCGUAAAAUUCAAGUGUCAAACCAUCCCUUCAGCGUGGAGUCGCUUAUAUCAAGCCACAAAACUAGUAAGCACUUUGAAAGAAGGCGUGCGGAUGUAUUCAGUCCAUUGCCUAAGACCGAGAUCAAGGAUUAUUGUGGUUCUGCGGGAAUACCAAAGCAUAUUAUGCAGAAUUCACCCCUCAAAUCGGAAUCCCCUGAACCGGAUGACUGUACAUCAUGGGUGAUGAACUCUAGAUACUCUCAACAAGGCCAGGCAAAUCCAUGUCCUCUCCGUAAGCACAAGACCAACCGUAAACCGCGCACACCAUUCACCACGUCCCAGCUCCUGGCCUUGGAGCGAAAGUUCCGGCAGAAACAGUACCUGUCCAUUGCAGAGCGAGCAGAAUUCUCCAGCUCCCUCACCCUUACAGAGACCCAAGUGAAGAUCUGGUUCCAGAACCGACGGGCCAAGGCCAAGCGUUUACAAGAAGCUGAGCUGGAGAAGUUCAAGUUGACCGCCAAACCUACACUGCAUCCCAAUUUCAGUCUGCCUUUUCCUCUUGGGACCCAGCUCCAUUCUGCGGUCUCGCUCUAUGGGCAGUCAUACCCCUAUCAGAGGCCUUUAUUGCCUGUUGCUCCAGUGGGGCUAUAUGGAACACCUUUAGGGUACGGCAUGUAUCACCUAGCCUGAAAGGAAAUGUGAUGAACUUGUGCUGUUUUUCUGGGGAUGUUUUGAGAGACAAUGUUUACAUUCCCGUGAAUAUUUCAUAAUGUGCCUUCGUACACAGGUCUUAAAACGCCUGGAAUGAAAUUUGGGACAUUUUACCUCACUUUCCACUGACAGAGUGAUCAAAUUUUACCCUGUGGAUGGAUAAUUCCAUUGCCAAACCUUUUUGUACAGUAUAUUUGUGUCAUACGUCAUUAUGUAAUAUAUUGUAAAACGAAUUAUUUCUUGUUCAAAAUUGUCUUAUGAGAUAAAUUUCACUGCAAUUGAUGCUGAUGUCUGUCUUUGCUACUGUAUAAAAGCCAAACAGCUUUUUUACGUACAUUUCUGAAAAUAAUUUAAUGGCAAGAUGAUUGGAUCAAGAUAACUAUAUGUAUAUUCACAUUAAGUUACAUGCGAUCAGUUAAAUUUUACAUCAAAAGUAUAAAGAUUUUUUUCUCUUUACACUCUUUGUUCAAAACGUUCAGCAAAACCAACAACAAAGAAAACAAUUUCAAAGAAUAUUAUAUAUGCAAUUAUGUCACUUGUGACUAAAAUGUGGAACUUUUAUUUUUGUGGCACAUGUAUAUUUAUACUUUACUAUAAUGCCUUUAAAAGAUGUUGAUGUGUUAAUAGUUUCUAAGUCUUAAUGGCAUUUGACUUUUUUCAACAAAAAAUAAACACA
Xyrauchen texanus (razorback sucker) is the source of this 1750-nucleotide messenger RNA. Its product is annotated as homeobox protein MSH-D-like. Bases 307 to 1053 code for a protein of 248 amino acids. Gene Ontology annotation, cellular component: nucleus. Gene Ontology annotation, biological process: regulation of transcription by RNA polymerase II; embryonic morphogenesis. Gene Ontology annotation, molecular function: RNA polymerase II transcription regulatory region sequence-specific DNA binding; DNA-binding transcription factor activity, RNA polymerase II-specific. The record is from RefSeq and is a predicted model, not a curated record. NCBI's taxonomy places the organism in Eukaryota, Metazoa, Chordata, Actinopteri, Cypriniformes, Catostomidae. The transcript has 3 exons.